CUUCUAAUUGACGAACCCUAACUCCACGAGCCGCCGGUGAGCGACAGUAACUCUCGUGCUGCGGCUGCGGGCGGCGCAUCGGGCAGGAUGGUGCAGAAAAAACUAAGGAGCGGCGCGGCGCGUGGUCGCGCGGGUGCGAAAGCAGCGGCGCGUGGCCGCGGUGGUGCGAAAGCAGCGGCGGCGCGGCGUAAGGGCACCGGACGCGGUGCGCUUCGCGGGGGCGCGUCGGCGGCGCUAUCAGUCGAGCAGUGUCUUCUUGCGGCCUCUGGCGGCGACGCGGCAAGUGGUCGCGCGGGCGUGCAAGCGGAAACUUCAUCCGCUGCGUGGCAGCGGGACGUGACCAGAUGCGUCACGCCGUUCGCCGGUGUAUCUGUCAUCACUGACGGUGAGCUGGGCAUUUCCACCAUGUCGGACAUGAUCGACGCCAGCAGUGCCAACGGUUACCACCUGCUCGUGAUCGAAGGAUACUCCCGCACCAAAGAUAUACUCAAUGGCAAUGGCAUCAAAUCUCGCCCAUUCAUGGUGGGAGGCCAUCGCUGGUGCAUUGAUUUGAGGCCCAGCCGUGACAGCUCAUUCAGUGCUGACUUCAUUUCCGCCUACAUUGUCCUUCUUGAUGACAAUGUUGCAGAGCCUGUGAAGGUGCAGUUUGUAUUUAGUUGUAUCGACCAGGUUGAGAAGCAAGAGGCAACACACAUUCGUUCAACUAAAGCAUGUAUCUUCCCCAAGUAUGGUUAUAGUUGGGGUCAGAGGAAGUUUCUGAGAAGAGAUGCCUUUGAAAAAUCAAAGAAUCUAAAGCGUGAUUGUUUGACCAUCCGGUGUGACAUCAUGGUUUGCAAGGAUCUCAAUAUCGAGGAUGGUAGUGCCACUGAUGCGCCGCGGCCUGAUUUACGACAACACUUGAACCAGCUCCUUCAAACUAAGGUGGGCACUGAUGUGACAUUCCAGGUUUGUGGCGAGACAUUUGCCGCACACCGCUGUGUGCUUGCAGCCCGAUCUACAGUUUUCAUGGCACAACUCUUUGGCCCCAUGAAGGAGGGCACUCUGGCAGGUGUCAUACAGAUCAAAGAAAUGGAGGCAAAAGUGUUCAGGGCUUUGCUUAGUUUCAUCUACACAGACUUAUUUCCUGAGAUGGAGAAGGAUGAAGCAGAAAUAGAAGAAGAAGAAGAAGGACAAGAAGAGGAAGCUGAAAUAGAAGAAGAAGGACAAGAAGAGUAUACAUUAGUUGAUGCAACGUGGCUGCAAUGGGUCCAGGACUUGUUUGUCGCAGCAGACAGAUAUGAUCUCCAAGGGCUGAAGUGGUCCUGUGAAGAGGUGUUGUGCGAGAGCAUAGAUGUGAGCUCGGUGACUUCCACUCUUUCUCUAGCGGAGCAACACCAUUGCCAUGGGUUGAAGGAGGAGUGCUUACAGUUUCUGCAAGAACAAUCCUCCUCAAGUUUGCAAACAAUAAUGGAGGCCAGUGACUGGGAGCAUAUAACUAUGACCUAUCCCUCUGUUUUAAACGAGCUCAUCGCCAAGCUUGCCACGAAAGAAAAAUGCGUCUAAUAUGGUAGGCAUGUCCUUAAGUAACACUGAAUAUAUGUGACUCCUGACAGCACUCGUAAUUUGUGUCUGGUGCCUUUGUGUCAUGGCAUGUUGCGUGCAUGCCUAUAUGUUGAAUCGUUUAAGAUGUCUUGUGAUCAAGGAAGGGAUGAUCUGUAAAUUCAGUGUAAGUGUCAAUAUCAAGUUUCCUAGCUAGUCGUUUUAUCCUCA
Messenger RNA from Lolium perenne, 1749 nucleotides. RefSeq names its product BTB/POZ and MATH domain-containing protein 3-like. Gene Ontology annotation, biological process: protein ubiquitination. The record is from RefSeq and is a predicted model, not a curated record. Lineage: Eukaryota; Viridiplantae; Streptophyta; Magnoliopsida; Poales; Poaceae. Gene Ontology annotation, molecular function: protein binding.